Chlamydomonas reinhardtii is the source of this 1224-nucleotide messenger RNA. RefSeq lists its product as uncharacterized. The record is from RefSeq and is a predicted model, not a curated record. Bases 211 to 693 code for a protein of 160 amino acids. The transcript has 3 exons. NCBI's taxonomy places the organism in Eukaryota, Viridiplantae, Chlorophyta, Chlorophyceae, Chlamydomonadales, Chlamydomonadaceae.
GAGAGUACUAGAACGAAGACUUUCCCGCAGGCCUCGAUUCACAGCUGCCGCCAGGCCCAACCGUCACGCGUGUCAUUGCGCUUGCUAAAUUUCCGGCGAAUUCGUCCUUGCCACGGUACUAAUCAUGAGCACCAUAACACUUAAACAGUAUACAAUAGGUCCGCAGGCCACCGCACAGAGUUAUCUUUUGCCAACUUGCGAGCUGCCACCAUGGAAUCCGCGCGAAAAUUGGCCGAGGACUGGGUUGCGGCUUGGAAUGCUCGCGACCUGGAUGCAGUGAUGUCGCACUACUCGCCAGAGGUGGUGUUUGAGAGCCCGCGCGUCGCGGCGGCCUUCCACGCGACGGGAGGCCAGGUGGGCUCCCCGGACGGUGUCCUGCGGGGGCUGGGCGCGCUGCGGCAGUACUUCGCACAGGGCAUCUCAGCUCUGCCCGGGCUGAGGCUGGAGCUGCAGCAGGUGCUGGAGGGCCCCCCCGGCGGCUGGUACGGCGUGCAGUACACCCGGGAGACCGGCGCAAUGGUGUUGGAGACCUUACGACUGGCGGCGGCGGCGGGGCAAGCGGCGGCGGGGGAAGUGGCGGCGGCGGGGCAGGCAGAGGGGGAUGAGAGCGGCGGCAGCCGGAGCGGCGGGGCUGGUGUGCAGGGGCGGCAGCUGAUUGUGGAGGCGCGUGUGUUUUACGAGCAGGUGUGCUGAGCGAGCUGUUGCCGCGACUGCAUCUUUGUGAAACAGGUGGUGAUACAAAACCUUUUGGAGUUGUGUGCUAGAUGUGCCAUACGGUACGUGCUGUCAACGGUGUAGUCAGGCCUUAUAGUGAAAGCUUCGUAAAGGGUGUGGCCAGGGUGUGUGUGUGUCACGUGUUGUGUCACUUGGUACGGAAGGUGGCCGGCACCGCUUGCGCGACAUCGCAACGACCGUUCUAGAACGGUCGUCUAGUCGCUUCGUUUAAUUGGUGCUGUGGGCAACUGUGCAUACGUCUUGAUCCCUGCUGCGUAUGGAAUGGUAGCGUCAAGCACGGAGAUUCAAGGCUACAGUCGCAGCCGUGCAGAGCCUGUACAUACGAUUUUGCGGAAGACUGCUCUGCCUUUCCGUGUUAGUUCCCACUGUGACACGGUAUGGCGGUUAUGCCACGCAGGGCAUGGCCUUUCGAGUCCGCUCAAGCACCCUUCGCUUCGGCCGAAAUCCCGAACCGCCUCCGUCUGUUUCCCAAAAGAAGUAAGCCCCCCC